AUGCACCACGCCUACGGCCUCAGCACUGCUUUUGGGGCGAAAGUUGGCAAUGGAGAUAGUUCCUGCAUGAAAUUUAACGCCGGGUAUGAUGCACUUCCCCGAAUUAGACAUGCGUGCGAUCACAACCUUAUGGUGAUUUCCAGUAUUACUGGGCUUUUAGCUCGGGAAUUUGCCAUUCGCCAAGUUGCGCAUCUCCGCAUCGACCGGGUUUUCUUAUCAGCCAACCCACUCAACAUAGAAGUCUUUCGUGGCAUUGGAUCCCACGACAAGUUCCGCCACCGAGUAACCGAGAUCAUUUGGGAUGACGUGCGCUUGGAGAGAGGCCCAUGGCAAACAUGGGAUAACUUUGAAGGACAUGAACUGCUCUCAGACGAGGACGAACCCGGUAACAUGAGAGAGUGGGCCGAAGAGUGCCCCUUUUAUGCUCGGGAGUGUCUCAUUGAGCGACACAAUAUGAGGAGGAAGAUGCGUGUCCUAUAUGGUUUAAGGAGGCUGAGGAGGGGCAGGGACGUGGAUAGGCCCGACCACGUUACAUGCAGAGAACAGGUUUUGGCUCAGCUUCCACUGGGGGAGUGCUGGCAACAUUAUCAGCACCUACGAUGUCAGCAAAAAGAUGUCCUCGCCGAUAAUAGUGAUCUACACGCAUUUUUAUACGGUAUCAAGCAGUUUCCUGCUCUGAAGAGAGUCACCAUUACACCUGCGGCCAAUGGCUAUCUAUUCGCUCCGCUGUACCCGACCCCAAUGAUUCGCGCUUUCCCUAAGGGAUUCAAUUAUUAUAUUCCGUGGGGAUGGCUCUUUCCUAAAGUGUCAAGUGCCCCUGCGAUUGCAUAUGAGUGGAACGAAUACCCCGAGCUCGGAGAACGCUAUCGUGGGUCCCGCACUACGAUGCGUGUGCUCGCCAGUGAACCAAAUUCUGUUAGGGAGCUUGUUAUGAAUUCCACUCAUCUCCCGACUGGGAUCAACUGUACGAUCUUCGACGAGCCCUGCGAAGAGUAUGAUGAUUUUGCCACAGUACUCAAAACCCCUGGAUUCUGCCGUCUUGAUAUUGCUAUGCUUGUUGGAGGACAAUUCGAUUCAGAGAGCCGCGGAUCCCGGCGAUCCUUCCUAAAUGGACGGCUACGCCGCGCACUUGGCGAAGCUAAAGACAUGGAGAAUUUCAGACUACAUACGACAGUAACUGCUAAUCGCUACGAUGAUGGUUAUAGAUACCCAAUACUAGACUACCUGAUUCCAUUACAGAGCGUCGUGCCUACGAGGCUACGCCACUUCGAACUCUCCCGCUUCCUGGUCUCACAGUCUGAUGUCACCUCUUUUCUCGCCGCAUUACCGGGAUCUGUUCGCUUGGUUGAACUCGGCAUGCUCAAGUUCCUUAUAGCCGGUGAAAACUGGCACGGGCUGCUAGAGGAUAUGCGCAAAAUGAUACGCGAGAAAACACUAUGGGGGAACCGAGAUGUCGCUGCAAGACCGAAGGUUAUGAUUGGGCUUCCGCUUGAGCAUCUGCGUGAUUUCAUCUAUGGUGAGGGGGAAAAUCCAUUCUCUGGUCGUGUCCAUUGUAGUACUCCGCUUGGAGUUGGAACCUUGAAGGAUGCAUUUGAACCUAAUUUUGAACGCCCAAAUAUGAAUCAAGAUGAUCUGAUUAAGAUGGGCAUUGCUAAGGAGGAUAUAGAUUAG
Penicillium crustosum is the source of this 1671-nucleotide messenger RNA. RefSeq lists its product as uncharacterized. The record is from RefSeq and is a predicted model, not a curated record. The coding region runs from base 1 to 1671 and encodes 556 amino acids. Lineage: Eukaryota; Fungi; Ascomycota; Eurotiomycetes; Eurotiales; Aspergillaceae. The transcript is spliced from 5 exons.